GUUAUUCUAUGAUGAGAAACACUCCUCAAGUCCAAGGUUCAAAAGGAGCAAAACCCAGCAAGCACUGUGCAAAAUCUCACCAAGGGAAUUGCAAUUUUGAGAAUACAAGGUGUUACAAGUGUUAAGGGUCAUAUCAGGCCUGCGUGUAAAGUUUCCUCCACAAAUUUUGUUGCAGCUAGUGAAAGUGUUGGGGAUUCUUCAGAAUUUUAUCUGAACAAUGUGCAUAAUAUUGAUAAUCCUUCAAAACCAUACACUAUUAAUGUACAGAUAAAUGGUGUUAAAGUCAACAUGCAAAUUGUCUCAGGUUUCAAUUAUGUCUGUUACAAAAUUUCAACACCUUAAUUUGAAUAAUUUGUUAUCUUUACAAAUUCCAACUUUGAAAUCAUAUACUGGGGAAGUUUUAAAGAUUUUGGGUAAUUAUGAGGCUCCUGUUACUUAUAAGGAUAAAUGUUAUACUCUUCCACUAAUUGUUGUUGAUUGUAUUGACAAACCAACUUUGUUGGGUAGAGAGUGGAUUGAAAAGUUGAAUAUUAUGUUUGAUAAUUUUAUUGAUGCUGUGUCUAAUGUUAGUAAUAGUAAUGUUGAUAAUGGUAACCUUGCUUUCAGUAAUUCUUCCAUUAUUCAAUAUUUAAACACUAAAUUUCCAAAUUGUUUUAAUUUAGAUGACAAAUCUGGUAUAUUGGGAGAUCAUCCAAUAAACAUAGCUAUGAAACAGGAAACAAUUCCUAUGUUUUGUAAGAGUAGACCAAUUCCUUAUGCCCUAAGAAAUUUCGUUGAUAAGGAGUUGGACACUCUUAUCAAUAAUGGUGUUUUGCAUGCUGUAAGUCAUUCUAAGUGGGCAACACCUAUUGUUGCUCUUCCAAAACUUAAUGGAGAUGGUAAAGAAGCUGUUAGAAUUUGUGGAGAUUUUUCGGUAAUAGUAAAUAAAUUUUGUGAAACGCAAUUUUAUCCUUUGCCUUCUCAAGAAGAAAUAUUAACAAGUAUGGGUGAUGGUAAGUUUUUCUCAAAAAUUGAUUUAUCUAAGGCUUUUCAUCAGCUUCCUAUUAGCCCAGAAUCUCAAGAAUUAUUAACAUUGAAUACUCUCAGAGGAUUACUUAGGUACUCCAAACUUCCUUUCGGGAUUAAAUCAGCUUCUUUCCUUUUCCAACAAAAGAUGGAUGAAAUCUUGAAAGAUCUAUCUUUUACUAAUUGUUAUAUUGAUGAUUUGAUUGUUAGGGCUAAUACAAAAGAAGAGUGUAUAAAUAGGACUGAAAUUGUUAUGGAUAGGUUAAAUUCUUAUAAUGUUAAGAUUAAUUUUUCUAAAUGUGAAUUUUUUAAAGAUAAUAUUCAAAUCUUAGGUCAUAAAAAAGAUGUUAACGGUGUUCAUCCAUUAGAUGACAAGUGUAAUACAAUUUACCAAUCUAUGGCUACAAAUGUUACUGAGUUAAAAAGUUAUAUACUAUUAUGACAAUUAGGACUGGGCUAUAAAUCGAUAUAUCGUGACAUACCGAUUUAACGCCUAUAUCGGCAGACCGAUACAGCAACUUUCGUUCCAGGUGAUGCAUCAGAAAUCUGAUUUAAGCCGCCGAGUAAAGAAGACAAACGAUAUAGCGAUAUAAGACACGCAAGGCUCUUACGUUCCGAUGCGAAUUCGCGCUGUGGAAGACGAUGUUCGUUUCGUUAUGUUGAAACGGCCUUGAUUG
Messenger RNA from Parasteatoda tepidariorum (common house spider), 1682 nucleotides. The record is from RefSeq and is a predicted model, not a curated record. NCBI's taxonomy places the organism in Eukaryota, Metazoa, Arthropoda, Arachnida, Araneae, Theridiidae.